AUGGCGUCUAUACCAGUAAUUGUCAAGCAUCAGGGCAAGAAGCAUGAGCUCGAAGUCGAUACCACGUCUACAGGCGAGACGUUCAAGUACCAGCUCUUCUCCAUCACCGGCGUCGAGCCCGAGCGCCAAAAGGUCAUCGUCAAGGGCGGCCAGCUUAAAGAUGACACGGAUAUGAGCAAACUAAACCUCAAGCCCAACCAGGUCCUCAUGAUGUUGGGUUCGCCUUCUGGUUCGGGAAGAGUCAUCGAGAAGCCCAAAGCCCCCGUAAAGUUCUUGGAAGACAUGGACGAGGCCGAGGCCGCACAGUUGGAAGGCGCCACACCGGCCGGUCUGCAGAACUUGGGCAAUACCUGCUACAUGAAUUCGACGCUCCAGACUCUGCGCUCCAUUCCAGAACUCCAGGAAGAGCUUCUGCGGUACACUGCCAGCCAGGACUCCGGCUCGUCUAGCUCCGCUCACGCACUCAGCCAAUUCGGUCUCGGUGGCCUCGGUGCCUCUACAGAUUUGACAGGCUCCCUCCGCGAUCUAUUCAAGCAAAUGUCCGAGACUCAGCAGGGUUUCCCGCCACUGGCCUUCUUGAACGCUCUCCGAACCGCAUUCCCCCAGUUCGCCCAAAAGUCAAAGGACGGCCACGGCUAUGCGCAACAAGAUGCGGAGGAGGCUUGGUCACAGAUUGUCUCGCAGCUGCGCCAAAAGCUGAAGAUCAAGGACAACGAGACGGGUUCAGACGCGACCAAGAAGCAAGAGCUGUCCUGGAUCGACAAGUACAUGGCCGGCAAGUUCGAGUCGGUCAUGGAGUGCGAUGAGCCAGGCGCCAAGGAGGGUGGCGAGGAGCCGGUACACAGCGAGGACCUAUUCUUCAAAUUGAAUUGUCACAUUAAUGUUGAGACAAAUCAUCUUAGAGACGGUCUGGCCGCUGGCCUCAAGGAGCAGAUUGAGAAGAGGUCCGAGGUUCUGGGCAGGAACGCCCUGUACACCAAGACAUCAAAGAUCGCACGCCUGCCAAAGCACUUGCCCAUCCACUUUGUGCGCUUCGACUGGAGACGCGAUACCAACAAGAAGGCAAAGAUCAUGCGCAAGGUCACUUUCCCCGAGGAGUUGGACGCGCUGGAGUUCUGUACAGACGAACUGAGGAAGCUCCUGGUCCCUAUCCGCGACAAGAUCCGUGAGGUCCGCAAGGAAGAGGAGGACGUCGAGCGUGCCCGCAAGCGACAGAAGCGCAUGAAGGCCGGCGAGGAGAACGACACUGACCCCCUUGCCCACAAGGAGCCUCUGCAGAAGAAGAAGGAGGCUGCACAAAAGAAGGAGGAUGCCGGAAAGCCAGCCGAAGACACCAAGAUGGAAGAGGUCGAGUACAAGACCGAUGCUCAAGUAGAGGCUGAACGCGCCGCAUCCAUCUUGGCUGCAAAGAAGGAGCUUCUCGCUCUCGUGGACCCCAAGAUGGCUGCCGACGAGGGAGCGAACCAGACGGGUCUUUACGAGCUUAGGGGCGUGAUUACCCACCAGGGUGCCAGCGCUGACAGCGGUCACUACACAUCUUUCGUCAAGAAGCAGGGUGCCAAGGAUCCCAACACCGGUAAGCGGAAGGAGGAAGACGGCAAGUGGUGGUGGUUCAAUGACGAGAAGGUCUCCGAGGUCGAUGCUGAGAGGAUACAGACUCUGUCUGGUGGUGGCCAAAGUCACUCGGCUCUUAUCCUCCUAUACCGCGCAGUCCCCCUACCCUCUAUUGAUGAGGAUGUGCAGAUGGGCGAGGCAUAGGCAAAGCAUUCAUGAAUCAGUCAGCCUCGUCGCCAUCCUAAGUAACGCAAGUGGAAAAAUGUUUAACGCAUAGCAUUGGCGUUGAUCAGCUGGGCAAGCUAGGGGACAGUGCUGUAGAAAGCAUGAUUCACGAUUCCAUGACUUCUAGAAUUGCAUUAAUAGACUAGUUUGAUCUGCCA
Messenger RNA from Pyrenophora tritici-repentis Pt-1C-BFP, 1937 nucleotides. Its product is annotated as ubiquitin carboxyl-terminal hydrolase 14. Gene Ontology annotation, biological process: regulation of proteasomal protein catabolic process; protein deubiquitination; proteasome-mediated ubiquitin-dependent protein catabolic process. Lineage: Eukaryota; Fungi; Ascomycota; Dothideomycetes; Pleosporales; Pleosporaceae. Gene Ontology annotation, molecular function: protein binding; cysteine-type deubiquitinase activity; proteasome binding. The record is from RefSeq and is a predicted model, not a curated record.